Messenger RNA from Drosophila serrata, 612 nucleotides. It is a transcript of the gene Cpr64Aa, whose product is annotated as Cuticular protein 64Aa. The record is from RefSeq and is a predicted model, not a curated record. Lineage: Eukaryota; Metazoa; Arthropoda; Insecta; Diptera; Drosophilidae. Gene Ontology annotation, cellular component: extracellular matrix.
UCCAGAAUGGCCCAGAAGUUAAUCCUCGUAUUGAGCGCCCUGGUGGCAGUCUCCUCCGCCGUGGUGGUACCCGGUCCCGGCCUGGCUUUGCCCGCUUACCCAUCGUAUCCGGCACUGGCCAAGGUAGCAGCUCCAUUGGCCGUGGCCAAGGUGGCCGCCCCGGAGCCUUACGACCCAAAUCCCCAAUAUAGCUACAGCUAUGAUGUUCAUGAUGGCUCCACUGGCGAUGUGAAGAGCCAGCAGGAGAGCCGCAGCGGUGAUGUGGUCCAGGGUUCCUAUUCCCUGAUCGAGGCCGAUGGCACCCGUAGGAUUGUGGAGUACACCGCCGAUCCUGUGCACGGAUUCAACGCUGUGGUCCAUCGCGAAGGUGCCGUGGUGAAGGCAGUGGCUCCGGUGGCCAAGGUUCUGGCCCCGGCACCGCUCCUGCACUCCGCUCCGCUGGUGGCCAAGGUCCCAGCUCUGGCACCCGCCUAUCCGGCUCUGGCUCCUGCCUAUCCCGCUCUGGGUCAUGGCUAUGGACCUGCCUUGGGCCAUGCCUAUGGGCCGGCUUUGGCUCCUGCCUAUGGACCCAAACUGGCACUGCCCGCCCUGUCGCCGCUGGGCUACCACUAA